Messenger RNA from Zingiber officinale, 4783 nucleotides. RefSeq lists its product as uncharacterized. The record is from RefSeq and is a predicted model, not a curated record. Bases 98 to 4510 code for a protein of 1470 amino acids. Gene Ontology annotation, molecular function: protein binding. NCBI's taxonomy places the organism in Eukaryota, Viridiplantae, Streptophyta, Magnoliopsida, Zingiberales, Zingiberaceae. The transcript has 8 exons. Gene Ontology annotation, cellular component: cytoplasm.
GUAGCCGGUCCAUUCCUUGACGGUGGAAUGAACCAGCGAUGUUUCGCAGAGUCGUGAAGGAAGCCUCGAACACCUAGACGACGGCCACCGGCGCUGGAUGAAGUGCCCGUCGGCCACGUGCCUUUGGCCUGCCGCUCCUCCCUCUCACCGUGUCACCGCAGCUCUCGUCCUCAACCUCCCGUCUCCCGCUUUCUACACCGGUGGAUCCGAUGGCUCCAUCGUCUGGUGGAGCCUCGCUGCCCUUCCCGAGAUCCGACCCGUGGCCUUGCUCUGCGGACACGCUUCGACCAUUUCCGAUCUAUCCCCUUGCUCGUCCUCCGAGUUCGAUCUGCACGGCCCCAAAGCGCUGCUGAGUGCCUGCGCCGAUGGCGUGCUCUGUGUCUGGACCGCUGCGAGCGGCCGAUGCCGUCGCAGGAGAAAGCUUCCGCCUUGGGCAGGGUCUCCUUCUCUUGUAUCGCCACUACCUUCGUCUCCGCGGUACGCGUGCAUCAUCUGCACAUCUCCCGACUCUGUUGGUCACCACGCGCCCGAAGGCUCGAGGUGUGCUGUGGUCAUAGUCGAUUCUUGGUCUCUGAACGUGCUUCGGACCGUCUUCCACGGAAGCUUGCCAAUUGGUCCUGUGAAGUCGAUGAUGGUGAUUCCGUUGUCGGAUGAUGGAGGACAGAAGAGGCACGAUGCGAUCUUGGUUGACGGGCAUGGAAAGACAAAAUUUUUUAGGGUUUCCGAGAAAGAACACGACGGUGAAGAAACCACAUCCCCUCAAAGAGACUCAUCUUCCGAUGCCACUGCAUCUAUCUCCGGAAGGAGUUUUCAGGACGAACCAAACGCCGUAGCGGUGGCAGUUUCCAUCGAUGGGAAAAUUUUGGCACUUAUAUGGGCGGAUUACUGUGUGUUCAAGUUGGUUAAAGAUGGUGCCACCUUAGGUGAGAUCCAUUUAGCUGGUAGCUCCCUCCUCAAUGAAUACUCUUCUAAGAAGUCACUACUGAUUGGAGGUAUGUUUCUCAGAGAAGAAGAUGAACAAAAUCCGUCAGAGCCUGAGGAUUUGGCUGAUGGGUUUACCAGGAGAUUUUUUGCUUGGAGCAAUACCGGGGCAGGAGUGGUAUAUAUGGUUUCGAUCUCAGAUGCUACAUUCAAGUUUCAGCUUCUGUGUGAAAUUCCAGCAAACCCUAACAUUCUCGACGAGAAUAAAUCUGUCCAUUUCUGUCAAUUAAAUCAAUGUCUAGUUCGUGCAGAAUCUUUAUGCUUCAGAGUUGGUGGUUCUUUAGUAUGGAAACCUGUGAUUACAAAUUGGUGCAUUACAAAAUCAGAAGGAAUGGUAGAUGGUAGACCAUAUGCUACAGAAAUGCUUGGCGAAGGCAGUUUUUCUGUUGAACCAGCAUUUGCAUGCAUGAAUGCGGUGGAAGAAGGCGCAGAGAAAAACAUCCAGGAUAGUUACCUCGGAUACUCCAGUGGUUCAUCUGGCAAGUACGGUGAUGGUAGCAGUGAUUUCUUUGGAGUGAAUAAUGCUGUCUCGUCUUCAAUGGUCCUUUCUGAAGACUUAUAUGGCCCAUAUGCUGUAGUUUAUGGUUUCUAUAAUGGUCAGAUAGAAAUAUGCCAAUUUGUAAAUGUGUUUCAUGAGGAGAAUUCUUGUUCUGGAAGGUCAAAUAAUUCCAAUUAUUUGCAAAUUUCUGAUCGUGUAUUUGAUGGGCACACAGGUGCCGUUCUUGGUUUGGCUGCACAUCGUAUGGCUCCAUAUUCAGAGGAGCUUACUUUUCACAAUGUUUUGAUUUCUGGAAGUAUGGACUGCACAACUCGAAUAUGGAAUAUGGAUACAGGUAACCUUAUUUUAGUAAUGCAUCAUCAUGUAGCUCCUAUUAGGCAAAUUAUAUUGCCACCAACUUGGACCUGUCAUCCUUGGAAUAAUUGCUUCCUGUCUGUUGGAGAAGAUUGUUAUGUAGCUCUUGUUUCACUGGAGACUUUGAGAGUUGAAAGAAUGUUUCCUGGGCAUCCCAGUUAUCCAUCUAUGGUUGCAUGGGACAGCACAAAAGGAUAUAUAGCAUGCCUGUGUAGGAACCUUCAGUCACUAUCAGAUGCUGUCAGUGUUUUAUAUCUUUGGGAUGUGAAAACAGGUGUUCGAGAGCGGAUUAUCAGGGGGACAGCAUCUCAAUCAAUGUUUGAUCAUUUCUGCAAAGGCAUCCAUAAAAACUCUAUUACUGGAACCAUUUUAGGUGGUACAACUUCAGCAUCUUCGCUGCAUCUUUCAGCUCCUAAAGAUGCAAUAAUUUCACUAUCCAAUGUAAAACCAGAGGCUGGUGCAAUCUUGUCUAAAACUGUUAAAUCUCAUAGGAGUAUGGAUUCUUUCGACAGCAAUACUAAUCAGCUAGAGAACACCAAGGCAAGGAAGCCAAUUUUGAUGCGCACUCCAAACACAUGUGAUGUUGAUCACGAUUUAGCUAGAGAUAUCUCUACAAGCCAAACAAAAUCACAAAGAGCUAGUAGAAAGAAGCAUCCUGUGAAAUGUUCUUGUCCAUUCCCUGGUAUUGCGGUGUUGAAAUUUGAUCUUUCUUCUCUUAUGUUUCCUCUCUCUAUACAAAACAGUGAUAAGCAAAUAAAUGUUCAAGUUUCUGAAAAUGAUAUCACUGAGCCAGGUGGUCGUCACAAAUCUUCUACUUUUAAUUCUCAAGGACCUGAUAGCAGACUUAUAAAAGGGUCACUUGAAGGACAUAUACUUAGAUUCAGUUUAUGUUUUCUACAUCUAUGGGAUGUUGAUGAUGAAUUAGACAAAGUACUAGAAGAUGAAAUGCACAUUUGUAAACCAGAAGGUUGUCGUAUAGGUGCUGGAGUGAUAGGUGAUAGAGGAUCCCUAACACUGAUGUUCCCUGGCUUAUGCAGUACUCUCAAGCUUUGGAAGUCCUCACAUGAGUUCUCUGCAAUGAGAUCUUUAACAAUAGUAUCUCUUGCACAGCGCAUGAUCACUAUAUUGCAUACUUGUGCAACAGCUAGCAGUGCAUUGGCAGCAUUUUAUACACGAAACUUUGCAGAGAAAGUUCCGGAAAUAAAGCCUCCUUUACUCCAGCUUUUAGUAAGCUUUUGGCAAGAUCCCAGUGAGCAUGUACGCAUGGCUGCACGUUCUCUGUUCCAUUGUGCCGCACCACGGGCUGCACCACAUCCUUUGUGCUGUCAGAAAACAACAGAUCCUGAAAGUACAAGUUCUGCUUUUAUUUCAAGUGUUAAUAAUGAACACUCGAGUGGCUACUUAGACAGAUCUGCCCAAAUUUUUACAAGUGUUGAAUCUGAAAUAGCCUCCAUAAUUUCAUGGCUGGAAUCUUUUGAAUUUCAAGAAUGGACUUUGUGGAUCAGAGGAACAAAUCAGGAUGCAAUUGCCUCAAACAUUGUAGUUGCAGGAGCUUUAGUUGUCUGGUACCCCAUCAUAGUGAAGAAUACUCUUCCCAAGCUGGUUGUUAAUCAACUACUGAAGUUGGUUAUGUCAGCAAAUGAUAGAUACAGUUCAACGGCGGCGGAGCUCCUUGCAGAAGGAAUGGAGAAUACGUGGCAAUUGUGUCUAGGGCAUGAAAUUCCUCAUCUUAUUGGAGAUAUAUUUUUCCAAAUUGAAUGUCUAAGUGGUUCUCCAGCUAAAAAUACAAUACAGAAUACUGCCGUAGCUGUUACUAUCAGGGAGGCUUUGGUUGAAAUUCUUUUACCAAGCUUAGCAAUGGCUGAUGUUUUAGGCUAUUUGAAUGUAAUAGAAAGACAAAUAUGGGCUACUUCAUCAGAUUCUCCUGUUCAUAUUGUAUCAAUUAAGACUCUCAUCCGAGUAGUUCGUGGCUCUCCAAAGCUCUUAGCUCCAUAUCUUGAUAAGGUAGUGCACCAUAUUCUACAAACUAUGGACCCUGGAAACUUGGUCAUGCGUAAGGCAUGUUUCAGUAGCGCCAUGAUUGCUCUAAGAGAAGUUUCUCGUGUAUUUCCAAUGGUUUCUUUAAAUGAAACAUCCACUCGACUAGCUGUUGGAGAUGCUAUUGGAGAUAUUAGCACUUCAGCUAUUCGAGUAUAUGAUAUAGAAAGUGUUUCAAAAAUAAAGGUUUUGGAUGCUAGUGGACCACCAGGACUCCCAAGUUUGCUUGAAGAAUCAUCAAACUCAAGAAUUACCACGGUCAUCACAGCUUUGACCUUUUCACCUGAUGGAGAGGGAUUAGUUGCAUUUUCUUCUAACGGAUUGAUGAUCAGAUGGUGGUCUCUUGGUACAGCAUGGUGGGAAAAACUGAGCAGAAGUCUCGUUCCUGUCCAGUGCACCAAGCUCAUAUUUGUUCCUCCAGAAGGAUUUUCACCCAACUCUUCUCGCUCAAGCAUGAUUUCCAGCUUUCUCGGUUUCCCUAAACAGAAUUCUCAGGAUGAGAUGCAAGAGCCAGAUGAUGCAGACUUGCUAAAGCCAUUGAUUCACAGCCUUGACCUUUCAUACCGUCUUCAGUGGGUUAAUCCAAGGAAGGUUGGGCUUAUCCGGCAUGGCCAUGAGUUGGGAACAUUUCAGCUGUGAGUUAAAUCUCAUUCGAAUGAUAAAAAAAUGCCAAUAAUAAUGAAUCAGGUGCACGAGAACUUUGCCCUCCCAAGAUUGUUUCACAACUUUUUUCCACGGUGAUAAAUUUUUGUAGUUUAGUAUGUUAAUUGAGUAAAUUCCUUUAUUUUAAGGUGUGUUAAGGAUACAGAUUUGUACCCCAUGAAUAUUAUUGUGUUAAGGAUACACAUUUUGUGUUCAUUUUAACCAAAAGAAGAAAUAUGCAAAUGGGUAUAGAUGAGUGGUUGUAUAAAA